Messenger RNA from Colius striatus (speckled mousebird), 3390 nucleotides. RefSeq names its product tripartite motif containing 59 (gene TRIM59). Gene Ontology annotation, biological process: cilium assembly. NCBI's taxonomy places the organism in Eukaryota, Metazoa, Chordata, Aves, Coliiformes, Coliidae. Gene Ontology annotation, molecular function: zinc ion binding. The record is from RefSeq and is a predicted model, not a curated record. Gene Ontology annotation, cellular component: cilium; centrosome; intraciliary transport particle B. The transcript is spliced from 2 exons. Bases 302 to 1534 code for a protein of 410 amino acids.
UAAGGGCUUGACCCGGCGUCGGAAAUCGCAGGGCCUUCGGAGGGGAGAAAGCAACAGAGCAGAGCUGGGAGUGACCGCUCUCCCCUUCACCUCUCCCAGCCAGCCUUCUCCAGCCCUCGCUGCUGCGAGGGGACCCGCUGCCAGCCGCAGAGACAUCCCUGUCCUCGGGCCGUGCUCAGGUGUCACACACCUGGCCCCUUCCUUCACCAGCUCCAAGCACGCUUCCGUCUCCGUAACCUUAGCAAGCCUGGGGUGUGCGUGGUGAUCCCUUUCUCUGGUUGUGGGCUGUCAGCAGCAGGAGAUGCAUCACUUGGAGGAGGAGUUAACGUGUUCCAUCUGCUAUGGCAUAUUCGAAGACCCCCGUGUCCUGCCUUGUUCCCACACAUUCUGCAGGAACUGUCUGGAGGGCGUUAUUCAGCUGUCCAGCAACUUCUCCAUUUGGAGACCCCUGAGGGUCCCUCUGAAGUGUCCCAACUGCAGGAGUAUCGUGGAAAUUCCUGCUGCUGGUACCGAAUCGUUGCCUGUCAACUUUGCGUUGAAAGCUAUUAUUGAGAAAUACCAACAGGAGGAUCACUCUGACGUGGCGACCUGCAGUGAACACUACCGGCAGCCGCUGAACGUUUACUGUCUGCUGGACAGAAAGCUGGUCUGUGGCCACUGCCUCACCAUAGGCAAGCACAACGGUCACCCCAUAGAUGACCUUCAAAGUGCCUACAGGAAAGAAAAGGAGACUUCUGGAAGAAUUCUCGAGCAGCUCACAGAUAAACACUGGACUGACGUGUGUCUGCUGAUUGAGAAGCUGCAAGAGCAGAAGUCCCAGUGCGAAAGUGUCGUUCGGGAUGACAAAAAAGUGGUGGUACAGUAUUUUAAGAAACUUAGCGAUACCUUGGAGCACAAAAAACAAGCUCUGCUGACUGCGCUGGAUGAGAUCAACACACGCAUCGGGGAGGAGUACGAGCCUCUCAUCGAGAAGCUGAAAAGAAUCAGGGAAGAACAACUGGAGUUAAUGUCACUGAACAAAUCGAUUCAAACUGAGGAGUCCCCGCUCGUUUUCCUUGAGAAAGUGGAUGAUAUGCAUCAGCGUAUAAAAGCUUUGAAAGAGAAGCAGCUGCCGGAUGUGAAACCCGUGGAGAUUUAUCCGAGGAUUGGGCAUCUACUGAAAGAUGUGUGGUCUAGAACUGAGGUGGGACAGAUCAACAAGGUCCUCACACCAAAAAUAAAACUGAUUCCGAAAAGGAAGUUAUGCAGCAAGGGCAGGGGAAAGGAGGGCAGGGAGUCCAACGAGCUGCUGCCGGCCGUGAGCCCGCUGGCAGUCCUGCUGCUGCUGGUGCUAGCAGCGGUGACUCUGCUCUCCUUCCAUCAGCCCGUGUCGGUGCUGCUGGAAGCUGCUCCCGCCUGCGUGUCAGAUUUUGUGCUGCUCACUUACCAAGAUCUCCAUGCCCAUGUGCAGCACAUGGGGGAUGUGCUGUGCCGUGUGUUUGAUUUACUGGGCGAGUUUUUAGGGAGAAUCGUUUCUCUUGGUCCAUUUCAAUGAUUAGAAGCUAGCGUAGGUAUCCGCAGCAUUUUAAAGUUUCUACUUAAAAGCUAGAUUGUUAAAGCUCUUGUGUUUUCCUUUCUGUUCCCAUAUCCUCCCUUUUUCUGUGUCUGAUAGGAUUCCUCUUGGCUAACUCCUAGUGAACCGAGCAGGUUUGUGGGGAGAGGGCUUCCUCUGCUCACGCAAGCUGGCAGGUUGGUGUUGGUUUCACUCAGGAGCAGUGUCUGUGUAAGGAAGCUCUCAGCUACUCACAGACAGUAAGUGGGGUUUUGUUUGUGAGCAUUCCUUAACCACCUACUAGCCUUCUUUUUUGUUUUUAACAGAGUUUAAAAUUAUUUUUAGGUAAAAGCACAAGAUGAAAGGUUAAAGAACCACCUCAGGCUGCAGGCUGGCAGGUGCUGCUGGGGCUGGGUGUGUGUUCCUGCCUCUCUAUAUGUGUCUGACCCAAUGCCCCUCCACUCCCUGGCCCUGGGGUUUGCUUGGUUUAUUCCUGGUUCCUGGUGGAUGACGUGGUUUCAGCUUAUUUAUUUCCUUUUAAGCUGUUUCUGAUACCUUUGUGUCUUCCAAAGGGUCUCCUCUGCAGAGGAGUGUCUGCAGGAGCUGUGAUGGCAUAGUGUGUGGCUGUGCCAGUGCUUGUGGUGGGGGUGGGUGAGGCUGGCUGGAACAAGCCCUGACUUAAGCUAAACCAUUUAAUAUGUACCAAAUAUACGUAGGGACUGGAGUAAGUAGCAAAACUCCCACUGAAGUCAAUGAAUACACAGUUAUUUCACCUUUUCAGCACAAAUCCCAGAGCCCUUUACCUUGACACAGAGGAAUCGGGGCAGCAUUUCAUUCUGCACUCACAUGGUCACUAGUGCUGUUCCCUCCUCCUGAUGAGGUGCUGCAGUCUAACCCUGCUCAGGACUGACAUCCCCAGUGGAAGCCAUUCAUGGCCUCCAGUGGUGGACAGGCUGAUCCCUGCAAGGACUGGGAGAGCCAGCAGCAGAGUGCUGCUGAGCUUACAGGUCACCACACCACCAAAAUUCCAUGUUUGCCAGGUCUCCUUGGGCUUGAAACAGUGCUCCAGCACAGCAGCGUUCCUUGGCUGCUGUACAUGUUUGGGUAACAGAAGUUGAAAUAAUGAUGAAAUUCUGAGGCUGACCUGCAGGAACUUGGUAUUUCAGGCCCUUGUGCAAACCAGAACCCACCUGUUGGGCUCCAGCAAAGGGCCAGUGGCUGCUCGGCCACAGGGAGAGCAAGGUCAGGCCUCAGGAGCCUCACCUAGAACCUAAAUAAAGAUCCCAGGAACCGUGUUGGCCCGCUGUGGCCUCUGUGAGGAUAAAGCAGCCUCCAGCUGAGCUCUGUAGCUGGCUGGGUGAUUGCUGGGGUCUGGGGAGGCUGGGGCUGGCAGUGCCCGGGGAGAUGAGUGCUUGCUAGAGGUUCUUCUGCUCUCUGUAGUCUUUCAGAGUUACAAAGGCAAUUCUAUGAAUGCACUGGUCAGGUUUGGAAAUGUUGAUCCCUGGGAACUGUGUAAAUGCUGUUGUAUUAAUUUCCCAGUGAAACUGGGAAUUUGGUUUUGGCUGAAGCCCUGCUAGAAGGCUGUCACUGGCAUCUGAGUCUCUCCAGGCCUGGUGCUGUCAUGUGUGUCAGUGUCUGUCCCUGACCACGUCAGGCUUCUUUUUUGACUGACUUACCUUCCUGUCUUUGCUUUUCUUGACUUCUAAAAACUACAGAGUUUAUAAUGCGAUUUUAUUUUUCAAGACUACAGGGAUUUAUAAAACGCCUUUGCCCACACUGAACUGUUUAGCAGUUGUACUUCUGCUCUGCUGUAUCCUUUUGAUAAAUUUGCAUACAAAUAAAAUAUAUUCUUUGCAGUA